GAUGUGGCAAAAAUGAAACGAAUUAUUUAAAAUUUACUAGACUACUCAUACCGUAGCUUAUAAAUCAUAUCUAAAAUAUUAAGUGUCCAAACGCUUACAUACACCAAAUCAGUGCUUCAUUCACCGCCCGCUUGAUUAACAAAAUCUCUGAAAUCGCGAAUGUCCUUCCGCCGCAACGUCCGCGCUGCUGCUUCCGGAUUGUCAGUCUGAGCUGUUUCCGCCGCCAUUGCGGGUCUGAGCGAGUCCCAUCCGUGCAGAGAGGGGAGAAAAAACAUCAACCAUCUGGCGGAUUGGCUUGACACGACGAAAAUACGACACUUGCAUUCUCUGUUUGAUAUAACCACCAGUCCUGCAUUUGAUCUGUUUUGAAUCGAGGGUGUCAGCGGAGAGGAGGUCGUCGCUCGCUAAAGCUAGGGAGAAUUUUUGCGAGGAGUCCGGCCGGGAGGAUUGAGAACAGAAAGCCCAAACCAUGGCUCAGAUCCUUCCUAUCCGCUUCCAGGAGCACCUGCAGCUCCAGAACCUGGGCAUAAACCCAGCAAAUAUUGGGUUUAGCACCCUUACGAUGGAGUCAGAUAAGUUCAUCUGCAUCCGGGAAAAGGUGGGCGAACAGGCCCAGGUUGUGAUCAUUGACAUGAGCGAUCCCAACACUCCCAUCCGCAGGCCCAUCUCUGCAGAUAGUGCCAUCAUGAACCCAGCCAGCAAAGUCAUUGCUCUUAAAGCGGCAAAAACCCUUCAGAUUUUCAACAUUGAAAUGAAGAGCAAGAUGAAGGCCCACACCAUGACCGAGGAUGUUACAUUUUGGAAGUGGAUCUCUCUCAAUACCGUAGCACUUGUGACAGACAAUGCGGUCUAUCACUGGAGUAUGGAAGGAGACUCACAGCCUAUCAAAGUCUUUGACCGACAUUCCAGUUUAGCAGGCUGUCAAAUUAUUAACUACCGCACUGACGCCAAACAAAAAUGGCUACUUUUGAUUGGAAUUUCAGCACAGCAAAACCGUGUUGUGGGCGCAAUGCAACUUUACUCAGUGGACAGAAAGGUGUCGCAGCCAAUCGAAGGCCAUGCUGCUGGAUUUGCUCAGUUUAAAAUGGAGGGAAAUGCUGAGGAAUCCACACUUUUCUGCUUUGCUGUUCGGGGACAAGCUGGAGGAAAGUUGCACAUUAUUGAGGUUGGAACACCUCCGACUGGGAAUCAACCUUUUCCAAAGAAAGCAGUCGAUGUAUUUUUCCCUCCAGAGGCUCAGAAUGAUUUUCCAGUUGCCAUGCAGAUAAGCUCCAAGCAUGAUGUAGUCUUUCUCAUCACCAAAUAUGGCUACAUCCACUUGUAUGACCUUGAGACGGGUACCUGCAUCUACAUGAACAGGAUCAGUGGAGAAACCAUUUUUGUCACCGCCCCCCAUGAAGCCACAUCUGGAAUAAUUGGCGUGAACCGGAAGGGACAGGUACUGUCUGUGUGCGUGGAGGAGGAAAACAUCAUCCCUUACAUCACUAACGUGCUGCAGAACCCUGAUCUAGCCCUCAGGAUGGCCGUCCGCAACAAUCUGGCAGGUGCCGAGGAGCUCUUCGCUCGAAAAUUCAACAACCUGUUUGCUAGUGGCAGCUACUCUGAAGCUGCCAAAGUUGCUGCCAAUGCGCCAAAGGGGAUUCUGCGCACCCCAGACACCAUCCGUCGGUUCCAGAGUGUUCCUGCCCAGCCUGGUCAGACUUCUCCCCUGCUGCAGUACUUUGGGAUUCUGCUGGACCAAGGCCAGCUGAACAAAUUUGAGUCAUUGGAGCUUUGCAGGCCCGUCCUGCAGCAAGGCCGCAAACAGCUCCUGGAGAAAUGGCUGAAGGAAGACAAGCUGGAGUGUUCUGAAGAAUUGGGUGAUUUGGUGAAGUCUGUGGAUCCAACUCUUGCUCUUAGCGUUUAUCUCAGAGCCAAUGUUCCCAACAAAGUGAUCCAGUGUUUUGCAGAGACCGGGCAGUUCCAGAAAAUUGUACUGUAUGCAAAAAAGGUUGGCUACACUCCAGACUGGAUCUUCCUGUUGAGGAACGUCAUGCGGAUCAGUCCAGAACAAGGCCUGCAGUUCUCCCAAAUGCUCGUUCAAGAUGAGGAACCUCUGGCUGACAUCACUCAGAUUGUGGAUGUGUUUAUGGAGUAUAACCUGAUCCAGCAGUGCACUUCUUUCCUGUUGGAUGCCCUGAAGAACAACCGCCCCACCGAAAGUCCUUUGCAGACUCGUCUGUUGGAGAUGAACUUGAUGCAUGCCCCACAGGUGGCAGAUGCCAUCUUAGGGAACCAGAUGUUCACUCACUAUGACCGGGCCCAUGUGGCUCAGCUGUGUGAGAAGGCAGGUCUGCUGCAGAGAGCUCUGGAGCACUACACUGACCUGUAUGACAUCAAACGGGCCGUGGUUCACACCCACCUGCUCAACCCAGAGUGGCUGGUGAACUUCUUUGGCUCUCUGUCUGUGGAGGACUCUCUGGAGUGUCUGAGAGCCAUGCUAUCUGCCAACAUCAGGCAGAACCUCCAGAUCUGCGUCCAGGUGGCCUCCAAGUAUCACGAGCAGCUCUCCACCCAGUCCCUCACAGAGCUUUUUGAAUCCUUCAAGAGCUUUGAGGGUCUGUUCUACUUCCUGGGCUCCAUUGUGAAUUUCAGCCAGGAUCCAGAGGUUCACUUCAAAUACAUCCAGGCUGCCUGUAAAACUGGUCAAAUCAAAGAAGUGGAGAGAAUCUGUAGAGAGAGCAACUGUUACGAUCCUGAGCGUGUGAAGAACUUCCUCAAGGAAGCAAAACUAACCGACCAGUUGCCUCUCAUCAUUGUGUGUGACCGCUUUGACUUUGUCCACGACCUCGUGCUCUACUUGUACCGCAACAACCUGCAGAAGUACAUCGAGAUCUACGUUCAGAAGGUGAACCCCAGCCGUUUACCCGUGGUGAUUGGUGGACUGCUGGACGUGGACUGCUCUGAGGACGUCAUUAAGAACCUUAUUCUGGUGGUCAGAGGGCAGUUCUCCACUGAUGAGCUUGUGGCCGAGGUGGAGAAAAGAAACAGACUGAAGCUGCUUCUGCCGUGGUUGGAGGCCCGCAUUCACGAGGGCUGUGAGGAACCUGCUACCCAUAAUGCUCUGGCUAAGAUUUACAUCGACAGCAACAACAACCCUGAGCGCUUCCUCAGAGAAAACCCCUUCUAUGAUAGCCGCGUGGUGGGCAAGUACUGCGAGAAGAGGGACCCCCAUCUGGCCUGUGUGGCUUAUGAGAGAGGACAGUGUGACCAAGAGCUCAUCCAUGUUUGCAAUGAGAACUCACUCUUCAAGAGUCUGUCCCGAUACCUUGUGCGUCGUAAGGACCCCGAGCUGUGGGCUAGUGUGCUUCUGGAAACCAACCCUUACAGGAGACCCCUAAUCGAUCAGGUUGUGCAGACUGCACUUUCUGAGACCCAGGACCCUGAGGAAGUCUCUGUUACUGUCAAAGCUUUCAUGACUGCUGACCUACCCAAUGAACUCAUUGAGCUCCUGGAGAAAAUCGUCCUGGACAACUCCGUUUUCAGCGAACACCGGAACCUGCAGAACCUCCUGAUCCUGACGGCCAUCAAAGCUGACCGCACACGUGUCAUGGAGUACAUCAACCGCCUCGACAACUACGACGCCCCGGACAUCGCUAACAUCGCCAUUAGCAAUGAGCUCUUCGAGGAGGCUUUUGCGAUCUUCAGGAAGUUCGAUGUGAACACAUCAGCAGUGCAGGUUCUUAUCGAGCACAUUGGGAAUCUGGACCGGGCCUAUGAGUUUGCUGAGCGCUGUAAUGAGCCGGCCGUGUGGAGUCAGCUGGCUAAAGCACAGCUGCAAAAGGGGCUGGUGAAAGAGGCCAUUGACUCUUACAUCAAAGCUGACGAUCCCUCAGCCUACAUGGAAGUGGGACAAGCUGCAGCCCAAAGUGGGAACUGGGAGGAUCUGGUCAAGUUUCUGCAGAUGGCUCGUAAGAAGGCCCGAGAAUCUUACGUAGAGACCGAGCUGAUCUUUGCCUUGGCCAAGACUAACCGUCUAGCUGAACUGGAGGAGUUUAUCAAUGGGCCAAACAACGCACACAUUCAACAAGUUGGUGACCGAUGCUAUGAUGAGAAGAUGUACGAUGCAGCUAAACUACUUUAUAACAAUGUAUCUAACUUCGGGCGUCUGGCCUCCACUCUGGUGCAUCUUGGGGAGUAUCAGGCUGCUGUCGAUGGGGCCCGCAAAGCCAACAGCACGAGGACCUGGAAAGAGGUUUGCUUUGCCUGUGUUGACGGGAAGGAGUUUCGUCUGGCUCAGAUGUGUGGAUUACAUAUUGUCGUUCAUGCUGAUGAACUUGAGGAGCUCAUCAACUACUACCAGGACCGUGGCUAUUUCGAGGAGCUGAUCACCAUGCUGGAGGCGGCGCUGGGCUUGGAGCGCGCUCACAUGGGCAUGUUCACAGAACUGGCCAUCCUCUACUCUAAAUUCAAACCGCAAAAGAUGAGGGAGCACCUGGAGCUCUUCUGGUCCAGAGUUAACAUUCCCAAGGUUUUGAGGGCAGCUGAGCAGGCUCACCUGUGGGGCGAACUAGUAUUCCUGUAUGAUAAAUAUGAGGAGUAUGAUAAUGCUAUCAUCACCAUGAUGAACCAUCCUGCAGAUGCCUGGAAGGAGAGCCAGUUCAAGGACAUCAUAACCAAGGUGGCUAACGUUGAGCUGUAUUACAAAGCCGUCCAGUUUUACCUGGAGUUUAAACCGCUGUUACUGAACGACCUGUUGAUCGUACUGUCCCCACGUCUUGACCACACUCGUGCCGUCAAUUUCUUCAGCAAGGUCAAGCAGUUGCCGUUGGUGAAAGUUUACCUGAGAUCUGUACAGAACCACAACAACAAGGCUGUAAACGAGGCACUAAAUAAUCUCUUCAUCACAGAGGAGGAUUAUCUGGCUCUGCGCACAUCCAUCGAUGCCUACGACAACUUCGACAACAUAUCUCUGGCUCAGAGCCUGGAGAAGCAUGAACUCAUCGAGUUCAGGCGAAUCGCCGCCUACCUGUUCAAAGGCAACAACCGCUGGAAGCAGAGCGUGGAGCUCUGCAAGAAAGACAAACUCUACAAGGACGCGAUGCAGUACGCUUCAGAGUCAAAGGACACAGAGCUGGCCGAGGAGCUGCUGCAGUGGUUCUUGCAGGAUGACAAGAAAGAGUGUUUUGCCGCCUGCCUGUUCACCUGUUACGACCUGCUGAGGCCUGACGUGGUGCUGGAGACAGCGUGGAGACACAACCUCAUGGACUUCUCCAUGCCCUACUUCAUCCAGGUCAUGAGGGAGUACCUCUCCAAGGUUGAUGCAAUUAAGGAAAAGGUUGAUAAGUUGGAUGCUUCAGAGUCUUUGAGGAAAGAGGAAGAACAGCUCACGGAGGCACAACCCAUUGUCUAUGGCACACCCCAGCUGAUGCUCACUGCAGGUCCCAAUGUCGCAGUACCCCCACAGCAGCCUUACGGCUACGGAUACCCCACGGCACCUGGCUACGGCCAACCCGCACAGCCAGGCUUCGGCUAUGGCAUGUAAAGCCCUCCUGCCCACAGCUGUCCAUCCAUCUCUCCUUAAGUUCCUUACUAGCUUAUUGUGGUCUACACACAAGGUUAUAUAAAGUAAAAAAAAAAAAAAAAAGUUACGCGUUUUAAAUUAUUUUCCUUAAAAUGCAAUGAAGGACUUCAUUUUUAUUUGUAUUGUCAAAGAAAACAAUCGGACCACAUUUGUUUUAUUUCACAUUCCAUAUAUUUAAGGCUACUUGUAUCACUAGGAAUUUUUUUGUGUGUGUGAUUUAAUUUUUUUAAGGGGGCAAUGGGUUGUGUAUGUAAAUGGAGUGUUGAGAAGAGCAAUUAACCUUAAAACAUGUCGUGAAGCAUCUGAUUUGCACUCUGUCGUGAGAGGAAACUAAUGUAGAAUCUCUUAAUUUUGAUGUAUUGUAUGUGAAGAGCUUACACUGUCAGUCUGUUUAAUGCAUUUCAUUAUUGUAUAUUAUGAAAAAGGUUAAAACAAUAUUUGAACAUGAACGUAUGCAUCCAUGGGUACAUUUAGCUAACACUAAGUAAUAAUCUGAUAUUCUACACAAAUAUGUAGCUGUAUGGACAUUUUAAGCGCAUACAGACAUAAAUAUAGUAAACGAUUUUAAUCCCUUAGCCUAAACAGGUUUCCCCGAUCGACCUCGUAGUUGUUAACAUCUCAUUCACUCCAUGUGUAACAGGUGACCUUUCCUUGUAUUGAAUACAGUGCUCUUUCUUGUGUGAGUCCAUUUCCAUAAAUGAGCAAGGGAUACAUUGA
Rhinichthys klamathensis goyatoka is the source of this 6280-nucleotide messenger RNA. RefSeq names its product clathrin, heavy chain b (Hc) (gene cltcb). The record is from RefSeq and is a predicted model, not a curated record. Gene Ontology annotation, molecular function: clathrin light chain binding; structural molecule activity. Gene Ontology annotation, biological process: mitotic cell cycle; receptor-mediated endocytosis; clathrin coat assembly. Gene Ontology annotation, cellular component: extracellular exosome; clathrin complex; clathrin coat of coated pit. Bases 470 to 5524 code for a protein of 1684 amino acids. The transcript is spliced from 33 exons. Lineage: Eukaryota; Metazoa; Chordata; Actinopteri; Cypriniformes; Leuciscidae.